CUAACUCGGUGCAAAACCCGCCAACUCAUCAAAAUCAUCCAACCUUUUUUUAUCAAUCAAAUCAAAAACCAAACCAAACCCUAGUCCCAAUUCACUCCCCAUAAACCAAUUUAGGGGCACCAAUUUGCCCUAAUUCCUCCUCCGAUGAUCAUCCAUCACUAUUAACUUCUUUAUCGGAAACCCAAUUCUUCAAUUCUCAAGAUUUUCUAAUCAAAUCGUUUCUGGGAUCUUGGGGAACGAAACCAAUUUGGAUAUUAUUUCACUCGUUGGAGUUAUCACUAUUAUGGGUUGUGCAGGAUCAUCGCGUGCCAAAGCGGACGAACCUAUUAAAAAAAUAACAAAACCAAAACCAUGGAAGCAUUCUGAACCGAUCACCGGGGAGCAGCUUAAGCGGAUGCGCGACGAGUUCUGGGAUACCGCUCCGCAUUACGGUGGCAGAAAAGAAAUCUGGGAUGCACUUCAAGCUGCUGCAGAGGCCGACUUAACGCUUGCACAAGCGAUAAUAGAUAGCGCCGGUGUCAUCGUUCAAAAGGCUGAUCUCACUGUAUGUUAUGACGAGAGAGGUGCAAAAUAUGAGUUACCGAAGUAUGUUUUAAGCGCACCCACAAAUUUGAUCCGUGACAGUUGAGACAGGAGACGUCGUUCAGACUUGAUUUCUAGCAUAAAGAGACGGUAAAUCAUGUAUAUUUUUAGUCUUGUUUUCUAUUGUUUUUUACUUUUCACGUACGUCAGGAAAAGAAAACUGAAGCCAUGUUUGAUCUUUUUUCUUUGAAUUUGAUGUCCGGUUUCAAGAUGUUUUUUUAGAAAUGUUAUGAGCAGUUUCUAGUUGCUGUUUUGGAUA
Molecule: messenger RNA, 841 nt
Organism: Helianthus annuus (common sunflower)
Lineage: Eukaryota; Viridiplantae; Streptophyta; Magnoliopsida; Asterales; Asteraceae
Product: ubiquitin domain-containing protein 1
Exons: 4
Coding region: 284-628 (114 amino acids)
Source: RefSeq, a predicted model, not a curated record